CACAAUGUUUUAAGCAAUAUGUCAUGAGCAGCGAUAAAGAACAUUUUUGUGAUAUUUACAUAUUAAGAUUUUUGCCAUAUAAAUAUUAAAAUAUUAAAAUAUCACUUUCUUAGAAUUCACUUGCAAAAAGUAUUAAAUUUAUAAUGCUGUAGAUUGUUUACUAAGAAUGGCAGCUUUAAUGAAGAAACGAGUGCUAGCUGAAUUUACUCAAAGUCAGGUUAUUAAUGAACCACCAACUAAACGGUUGAGGACGCUCAGGUUAUCGUCAACAACCAGUACAAAAAAUGGUACAGAAAGCAGUUCGGCGCUGGCUUACAUAGAGUGCCUUGAGAAAUGCAAAAGUGGAAAUGAUGCUUUGCAGUUGCUUGUUCGUAUCUCUGACGCUAUAGCAUAUAUAGCAUCUGAAGAUGUUCCUAUAGCUGUAAAAAAGCUAGCAGAAAGAUUCGCUGUUGAGAAUGAAGCCGCAGUUAGGGCAAAGAUUUUUUGGGUAUUCGCUGAAUUAGGAGAAGUGACACCUGACAUAGCGGAAAAGGCAAAAAUUAUUAAUGAGACAGUAGAACUUUUGAGAAAUGAGGAAUCACAUAGAGUAAAAAGUCAGGGAUUAGCAACACUUUUAAAGCUAGGGGAUUAUCAAAGAACACUGGUAUUGAAAAUUGCACAAGAACAUCUGCCUGAUCCAUGGCAUGGUGUUCAAACACGAUGCCUUUCCAUAAUUGGACGUUACCUCACAGCAAAUGCUGUCGAGGAUACCUUGGCAUUAAUUGGCAAUUAUGCCCGUUCUCAAGAUCCAAGAGUACGUGCUCAGGCUUUUAAAACCAUGGCAGAAUUACAUUCCCACAGAGGUUACAGGCUACCUGCAAGUUUCUUUAGAGAAGCUUGUGCAGCUCUUCGUGAUGACUAUGAAAUUGUACGCCGAGCUGUACUGAAACUUAUUUGGCUGUUAGGCAGAGAGUAUCCAGAAAAUAUCAUCGUUGGCUUUGACGGGGAGGACAUACGUAUGAUAGACUGCGCUUUUUCACAAAUUUGUAGUCUCAUGGGUGACUUAUCGCCACGUGUGAGAGCUUCGGCGAUGUCUCUUUUAGGAGCGAUGAAGAAUGUAUCACGUCGUUACAUAGAACAAGCCUUGGACAAGAAACAGAAAAUAGUCGAGGCAGACAGACCUGAAGUUGAAGAAAAAAGUGGAUCUUGCGGAGCAUUUAUUCACGGUUUAGAAGAUGAAUUCUUGGAGGUGAGAACAGCGGCGGUUGAAGCGCUCUGCACGCUGUCGUUAGAACAGCCGAGUAUAUCUAGAAUUUCAUUAGACUUCAUGGUGGACAUGUUCAAUGAUGAGAUUCAAGACGUUAGAUUAAGAGCCAUCGAAUCUUUGAGAAAAAUGUCAGCCAGCGUGACACUUCAAGAGGACCAAUUGGAGACAAUCUUGGGCGCACUGGAAGAUUUUUCAGGAGAAGUGAGAGAAGGGCUGCACGCGAUGCUGGCCGCUAGUCAUCUCGCCACUACAAAUUGCCUCUACAUGUGCGUCAAUCGUUUGCUGGAUAAUUUGACUCGUUAUCCUCAGGACAGGGAAAGCAUCAGGAGCUGUUUGGCGGCGUUGGGCGCGUCACACCCGUACUUAACAUUGCCUUUAGUACCGCAUCUUCUUAAUCGACAUCCCUUCUUCGAUACGUCCGAGCCGGAUGUCGACGAACCGUCCUAUGCCAGCGUACUAGUAAUGAUAUUCAACGCUGCGCUGCACUGUCCUAGCAUGCACGCCCUUUUCACAGAGCACGCAUCUAAGCAUUAUCACUAUUUGCGCGACACGAUGCCGCAUUUGGUCCCGCGAUUGCGUCCAGCACUUACGAACAGCGGAGGAGACAAGACGGAAGAUAUGGAUGUCGAGGAGAACAGGGAUCAGCGCGGCCGAGAAUUCUUGGAGAAAAUGGUAGCUGGGAUCGAGAACGCUAGACCAGGCGGCAAGGUCCAUACGCAACUUUUAGAAGCUGCCGCCAUCGAUCUUGACCGUUUGGCAGAGAUGGAUCAUCACAUGGAGGGUGCGGCACGUUUCACCGCCCUGUACAUUCGAUGCUUGUUAUUGUUGAAGUCUAUGCUCAAGGAAUUCUCCAUGUCGACGAUGACGAUGUCGGCGAGUCCCGUGCCGAAUAACAGCAACAACGUUUUCGUCCUUCUUCAGAAUGCGCAAAAAUUGCAACGCUUGUUUAGUGGAUUAAGCGAGAAUGAAGUGAUAUUGGCUAACGACAUGUGGCUGAAGGCACUCGCUAUGGAAUUGAUCAGAGUAACCAAGAGUGCGACUGGUAGCGCGUUACCACUGACCCGUCAUUUCCUGUCGGAAGCUGACGCUCUGCCUCAGGAUACGUCGAGAUUACCGCCGUUCUCCCGAGCUCUGGUGUUGAAGAUACCGAAUCUGCCGGACGUGAAGCCCGGGUCUUUGAUGCAGUUGUUGGUACAAUUACUUUUGGAACCAGUAGUGCGGGGAGAGGAACGACUGCCAAAGCCGUCGGCGUCGACGCGUUUAUGUCGAGCAAUCAUCGAGGAGCCGAGGGGCGACGCCGACGCCGCGUUGAAGUUUACAGGUGGCCUCUUAUUGGGCAUCCCGUUGAAUGCCAAGAUACUGAAUCUACGCGAUCCCGCUACUUUGCGGAUUAAGCUGAAGCACCCGGAUCAACAGGUGCAGCUAUUAUUGCCGCGACAGUCGGACCUGCGGCUGCAGCACGCCGAUCAGAAGGACUACAGAUUGAGAACGACGGUUCUUUUGUCACAUCAAGUGUGGAUGGAGGCUUGCAACGUGGAAAUCUCCUUAGCGUUGGUGAUGCCAUCUUCGGUUUGUACGCACUCGCCUUUGGACGAUCCUUGUGUAAUUGAUCUUUGUAAGCCUACCAAAGUAUCAAUCGCGCCAAAAGCCAUUAAAAGAGGCAUAUGAUUGUUGUAUUAUAAUUAUGUUAUUGUACGAUACUUACAUGUGUAAUUUUCUUUUCCGAUUGGUUGAUUGGUACGUGUCCUUAUGAGAAUUUAGUACUUUGUAUAUUGUAUGCGUAUUGUACUGAUUGAAACGAAUUUAAAAUAAUUUGAAACAAACAAGAAAAAAAAAACAGUUAAGGUUUGUUUCCGACGAAAUGCUUGAAGCCGAGACGAAACUGUGAAAAUAUUCGCUGCAAUAUCAAUCGAGAGAUCGGGUUAUUUUUAUGUGCGACUUGGAUGAAAAUAUUUUAUUAUAAAACCUAGAUCUAUCUUAAUCAAGUGUACAACAGUACAAGAGACGUAACAGAGCUCAAUUUUUGUCAUAAAAAGGUCAUACUUCUCAAUAUAAAACAAUAUGCACGCGUGA
Molecule: messenger RNA, 3319 nt
Organism: Dinoponera quadriceps
Lineage: Eukaryota; Metazoa; Arthropoda; Insecta; Hymenoptera; Formicidae
Gene: IntS4
Product: integrator complex subunit 4
Exons: 7
Coding region: 167-2914 (915 amino acids)
Biological process (GO): snRNA processing
Cellular component (GO): integrator complex
Source: RefSeq, a predicted model, not a curated record